This is a messenger RNA of Paramuricea clavata, 1109 nucleotides long. The record is from the annotation of a GenBank genome assembly. NCBI's taxonomy places the organism in Eukaryota, Metazoa, Cnidaria, Anthozoa, Malacalcyonacea, Plexauridae.
AUGCUUUGGUGUUUAAUAUACGAACCGAAUGGUAUUAUCCAUGAAAUGCACUUAAAUAAGAACGCUAAAGGCCACGAAUGUUUCGACAAAGUAUGUAUUUUGCGAUUUUGCUUCGGCCAGGGAAAACCCAACUCAAAAUGUGGACGAUUUCAUUUUCACCUGUCUUGUCAAAAAAAAUUUCUAACGGUAUAUGUUCCUUCAUUUUUAUAGAUUUGUGAAAGGCUAAAGCUCUACGAACGGGAUUAUUUCGGUUUGCGAUACAAGGGGCCAAAAGGGACGGAGGUUUGGUUAAAUUUGCGAAACAGUUUGUCCGCACAAGUGCACGGGAAACCGCCGUACCGCUUUUGGUUUCUUGUCAAAUAUUUCGUAAAACCUCAAGAAAUACAGCAAGAAAUAAGUCGGUAAGUCAGCCACAUAAAGACCCUAACUCUUUGUAGUAUUUUGGUUAGUUUUUGUGCCUAUCGAAUGAGUGGAUUUAUUGUAUUAAUAACUUUAAUGUGAGGUUUCAAUGAUGAACAAUAUAUUUUUUGAAAGACCGUAUUUGAACUACCUGAAAAUAUGUUAUCAAGAAUUUGGAGGUCCUUCCGUAUGGCUGCUAUUUUCCCUUCUCCCGAAGCUUCUUUUUGUAUAAUAUAUUGUACUUUCUUUUCCAGGCAUCAAUGUUUUUUGACGCUGAAACUGUAUUUACGUAGAGGACGUUUUGACUUGAGUUCGCUUCCGACAAGAACGAUAGCGGAAAUUUGCGCUACACUGGCGCAAGCGGAGACUGGCGACUUUAAUCCCGAUAACAUCCCUGAUUAUUCCACAUAUUUACCCUUGUAUAUAUGGUCUACGCUCGCAAAAUCGUGCGAUUUGAAGAAGGAGGUUUCAAGCGAACACAAUAAGCUAGCUGGGCAGUCUGCGCAGAUUGCCGAAGUGAAUUUACUUCAUCUAUUGUCUGUCAUACACGGUUAUGGCGUGGAGACAUUCAAAGGUCGAUAUACAGCUGAUAAUUAUGGGAGAAAAUUAAAGAUUUUGGUGGACGCAGACGGCCUUAAAGUCUACAGCAUUAUCAGAGAAUAUGACGCGAAAUUAGGCAAAGAAGUGGUUAGAAGCGUUUUGGACAGAAG